AUGCCUGAAUUUGCCAAGAAGCUGCAAAGGGUGGCAAGCAUUAGGCCCUACCUUGUGGAACUGCCCCUUAAAAAAUCUUAUAAAGGUGUAAAACAGGAAGAGCCGGGUGUCUUUUUGCCCAAGCUGUUGCACUGGUGUAAGCAAAGACCCCAGCUCGAGCUUGGAAAUAAACUUUUCCUUUGCUUUUGCAUUGUUGUGUCAGUGUCACAUUCCUCGCGCCGACACUCCUUUUCCAAAUUCGGGUCCAACAUUUGGUGCAUUGGCCGGGAAAGGAAAGUUCGGAGCGAGACCCGGUGGCCACGAGAAGGCACAUUGGACAAGAACAUUGUGGCAGCUGUGCUCGACAGAGUCCAGAUUCCAGGUCCUCAUGGACACCUGGACCAAUUCCCAUAUAUUUUAGUGUGGCAAGAUAUGGUAGAUAACCCUCCCCCAUGGCUAAAACCUUUUCUCCCAAAUCUUUCUGUCAAGGUACUGGCAUCCGCACUCGGAGCAAAGAAGAAAGAGAAACAGAAACCAGAGCAGCCAGCAUCCUGUGCAGUUCUUCCACCUGUUUUAUCUGAUUCCCAACCUCACCCUGAUCUCAUUGACUUAGGGGUGGAAAUCCCCCCACCUUCUUAUGCCCCGACCCCCCCUUCUCACCCUCUCCAGGUUUCUCAAGUUUCAGGAGGAAGUGGGGCGAGUGGUCCGAGUGCACCUGCCAUUACCGGUCCAGCCUCCGGCCUCCACCCAUGUCAGAGAGGCACCCUGGAGACUGAGGCCCCCACAUCUACUGCCCAAGCCCUACCCCUCAGAGCCACAGGCCCUCCUCAAGAGGAUGGAAGCAGAACAUGGCAGUACUGGCCAUUUUCAACCUCAGACUUAUAUAAUUGGAAAGCGCAAAACGCUCCUUUUUCUGAAAAUCCCCAAGGGUUAAUUAACUUGUUAGAUUCAAUCUUAUUUACCCAUAAUCCCACCUGGGAUGAUUGUCAACAGUUAUUACAGGCCCUGUUCACCACCGAGGAGAGGGAGAGGAUACUGAAUGAAGCCAGAAAAAAUGUACUGGGAGAUAAUGGACAACCUACCACACUUCAGAACCUCAUUGAUGCUGGGUUUCCUCUCACUCGUCCUGAAUGGGAUUUUGAGCAAUCAAAAGGUAGGGAACAUCUCCGAAACUACCGCCAGAUUCUGAUGGCUGGUCUCCGAGUGGCAGCAAGAAAGCCGACCAAUUUGGCCAAGGUAAACUCAGUUAGACAGGAACCCACAGAAAGCCCUGCAGCAUAUUUAGAAAGGCUUAUGGAAGCUUUUAGACUGUACACACCUAUAGAUCCACAGGCAGAUGAGAGUAGGGCAGCAGUAGUUUUAUCUUUUGUAAAUCAAGCAGCCCCUGACAUUAGGAGGAAACUUCAGAAGAUAGAGAGACUAGGAGAACAGACAUUACAAGACUUAAUGAAAGUGGCUGAAAGAGUAUAUAAUACUAGAGAAACUCCAGAGGAAAAGGAAAAAAGAAUAAGGAAAGAGGAGCGAGAUUUUCAAGCUAAAGAGAGUAGGCAUAAUAAAAAAAAAAAACUAGCUAAAAUCUUCUUUACCAGAGUUAGAAGGAAAGUAGGAAGACGUAGGGAGAGAGGACAAGAGCAGCAUGACAGGCCCCACCAAGGCCCUCCCCUAGCCCCGGACCAGUGUGCCUUCUGCAGAGAAACCGGACAUUGGAAAAGUGAAUGUCCCAAAAAUCCGAGAAGAGGGGAAACUCAGAAAUAUCAUAAACCUGCCCCCACAAGAGCAUUAAUAAAUGCAGGAGACAGCAAUUAGGGGGGUCGGGGCUCAGAACCUCUCCCUGAGUCUUGGAUAACGUUAAAAGUGGAGGGGAAACCAAUAUAGUUUCUGGUGAACACCGGAGCCCAAUUUUCUGUCCUUAAUAAGAAAGAGGGAGAAGUCUCUCCAAAGACUAGCUUAGUUUAGGGGGCAACAGGAGCUAAGCGGUACCAUUGGACGACAAAACGGCAAGUAAACCUGGGCACCAAACAGGUGUCCCAUUCAUUUUUAAUUGUACCUGAUUGCCCUGCACUGCUAUUAGGGAGAGACUUAUUAUCAAAAGCUCAAGCCCAUAUCUACUUUCAUAAGGACGGUAUUCAAGUUACAGAGGGGGAAGGCUUCCCGCUGCAGGUUCUAACAGUUUCCUUGCACGAUGAAUACCGCUUGUACAAAGAAGCAGAGAGCCAGCAUGCAGAUCCAACAGAUAUGACUCCAUGGCUACAAAAAUUUCCCCAAGCCUGGGCAGAAACCGGAGGUAUUGGACUGGCGAAACACCAACCACCCAUCAUUGUGGACUUGAAAUCUUCUGUCACUCCAGUAAGAGUCCGGCAAUACCCUAUGUCCAGGGAAGCUCGAAAUGGUAUACAACCACAUAUCCAGAGACUGCUGCAAGCAGGAGUACUGAAGAAAUGCCGCUCUGCAUGGAACACUCCUCUCUUACCGGUAAGAAAACCGGGAGGAGAGUACCGACUGGUACAGGACUUAAGAGAAGUAAAUUGCCAUGUUGAGGACUUACACUCAACAGUCCCCAACCCAUAUACACUCCUCAGCAGUUUGCCCCCAGACCAUGUGUGGUAUACCACCCUGGACUUAAAAGAUGCUUUUUUCAGCUUACCUUUAGCCCCACAGAGUCAAGAUAUCUUCGCCUUCGAGUGGUUUGAUGAGACCAACCAGGCCCUUGGCCAGCUGACUUGGACACGGCUCAUCCAGGGGUUUAAACACUCGCCUACCUUCUUCAACGAAGCCUUGAGUGACAACCUGUGUGAGUACCGGGGUCAAAACCCCAACGUGACUUUAUUACAAUAUGUAGAUGAUUUGUUAAUAGCUGCCCCUGAUUGAACAGGGUGCCUUAAAGCCACAGAAAGAUUACUCAUCACUCUAGGGUCGCUGGGGUAUCGAGCCAGUGCAAAAAAGGCUCAAAUAGCAAGGCAGGAAGUCACAUAUUUAGGGUAUAAAUUGAGAACUGGGCAGAGAUGGCUCACUGACGCCAUGAAGCAGACUAUCCUACAAAUUCCCAGACCAACAAAUCUACAGCAGAUAAGAGAAUUUCUAGGAACUGUUAGUUACUGCCGUUUAUGGAUUCCGGACUUCGCUACGAAAGCGAAACCAGUUUAUGAACUUAAUAGAGAAGGAUCCAAGUGGGAUUGGACCCCAGAGAGAGAUUCAGCUUUUAAAGAACUCAGAGAAGCACUCUUAAAGGCCCCAGCUCUAACAUUACCUGAUCCAGCCAAACCGUUUCACCUGUUCAUUGAUGAAAGGAAGGGAAUAGCUAAAGAAGUUCUAGUACAGCAACAGGGGCCAUGGAAAAGACCAGUAGCAUACCUCUCCAAGAAACUGGACUCAGUAGUGGCUGGAUGGACCCCUUGUUUAAGAAUAAUUGCUGCCACAGCACAGCUAGUUAGAGACUCAGAUAAAUUAACCCAUGGGCAAAAGCUGAAAGUAACCACUCCACAUGCUAUAGAUGGGGUCCUCAAACAACCCCCAGGGAAGUGGUUCACUAACACCAGAUUAACUCACUACCAAAGCCUACUGCUAGACACUCCGAGAAUACAGUUCCUUGCCCCAGCAAUACUGAACUCCGCCACUCUUCUACCCAACCCCGACCUAGAUGGGCCUAUCCACAAUUGCUCAGAAAUCUUAGCAGAAGUCAUCACUGUUAGAAGAGAUUUACAGGAUUACCCGAUGACUAAUGCAGACUUUGUCUGGUUCACAGACGGGAGUAGCUUUGUACAAGAAGGGACUCAAUAUGCGGGGGCUGCAGUAGUAGAUGCCGAAGGAAAAAUAAUAUGGGCUGAUGCUCUACCUCCGGGAACUUCCACCCAAAGGGCCGAGUUAAUCACCCUCGCUGAAGUGUUGGAGAGAGCAGAGGGAAAGAAAUUAACGGUAUACACCGACAGCAGGUAUGCCUUUGCCACCCUUCAUAUCCAUGGGACAAUCUACCGGGAGCGGGGAUUCAAAACUUCAGAGGGAAAGGAGAUAAAAAACCAAACUGAAAUCCUCCACUUACUCUCUGCUGUAACAAAGCCCUGAAAAAUAGCUGUAGUACAUACUCCAGGACAUCAAAGAGGAUAUACUAGAAGCUGAGGUAAUCGAAUAGCUGAUCUAUUGGCAAAAAAGGCCGCUGCAGGGAACUUGAGAACUGUUGUCCACAACUUUGCACUCGAACUACCUUGUCCCCAGUUGGAGCCUCUUCCUUCCACCCCAGAUUAUUCUGAGCAGGAUAUACAAUGGGUUGAAAAGUCUUUACAGGUGAUGAAAAACCAGGAUAGAUGGUACAUAGACCCGGAAAAGAAACUGAUUCUCCCAGAAGAACUAGGAAAGCAUCUCCUCACACAUCUUCAUCGAGUGACUCAUCUUGGAGAGCGAAAAAUGUUGGAGUUACUAAAUAAAGGACAAGUUCGCAUACAUCACCAAAGACAGAUGGCUCAGGAGGUAGUGGACCGAUGUCAGACCUGUCAACUUAUGAGAGCAGGAAAAAAGAAGAAUGUCCACGCAGGUACGAGGAUACGGGGGAGGGAACCGGGCCAGCAUUGGGAAAUAGACUUCACAGAAGUUAAACCAGGAUUAAUACAAGCCGCUAACAGUCCCGGUCGGGUCCGCAGGAACGGAUUUUUUGCUUGCCCAGGAUAUAAGCGGAACUACCGGCAAUGUGGAGGGAUGACAUGGUAUUAUUGUAAGAGUUGGAGCUGUGUAACCUCCAAUGAUGGGCACUGGAAAUGGCAAGUAACCAAUAACGAUUAUGUAACCUUCUCUUUUGAUCAUUCUGUGAACCCCACUUGUGAUAGGUGUGACUUAUUAAAAAUCAGUUUCACUGAGCAGGGAAAAAAGGAGUUAAUCAAGUGGACAUCAGGGUUAAACUGGGGCAUCCAAAUUUACCAAGCAGGUUACCCUUCUGGAAUAGUAACCAUCAAGCAGGACAUAGUCUCAGCAGAUCAGCCAGCCAUAGGACCAAAUCAAGUACUAAAUCCCCUAAACAAGAAAAACUUAAUCCAGAAAGAAAUAACAACACAGGCACCCCCAGAUAUAAUAUCAAGCACCCCAGGGAUGAAAGGAAAAAAGGGAAAAAAGAAAAAAUAA
Orycteropus afer afer is the source of this 5085-nucleotide messenger RNA. Lineage: Eukaryota; Metazoa; Chordata; Mammalia; Tubulidentata; Orycteropodidae. The record is from RefSeq and is a predicted model, not a curated record.